GCAAGGGGGUCCGCGGAGGGGAGGGGGGGGCAGGCAGCUUGCUUUUAGAAACGCACACACGGUGAGGGGCUUCAUUCUCAACCCAAAGAUUCAGGCUAACGCAUCCACCCCAUUUUAGAGUCAAGGAAAAGGGGAAGGUACCAGGGCACCAGACUCCCCACAGUGUCCAUGUUUCUUCUGUCAUGUCUAUGCGUAUCUGAGCGUACUAUCCACCGCAACCAACCAGCAAAUCAAGGCCGGAACUAGGAUCUAUCUAUUUACCACAGGACUGUCAGGAACGGUUUUAGACGUAAAGGUUUGUCCUAUUCGUCAUCAUGUUCUGAGAAAAAUCAUCUCAUCAUUCCAGGUUUUGAAAAUCCAACUCAAACUGAAAAACAUUUCCACGUUGAUGAACCAAGCGUCGGUCAUGUUCUGCACCUGACCAGCAGUAGCCUCUAUUCUCGGCACGGACUGUUACCACGACGGCAACUUUUAGAAGAAGUUAAACCCUCUCAUUGACUGAGUGGAGGGAAAAGCGAAAUCUUUAAUCGAAUAAAGUUUUUCCGUUUCUUCCCAUUUUUAUCUGCAUUACAAAGGCGAAACGGCGACUUCCAUUGAUUACCCGUCUUUCCUUUGCUAUCCGAUGGAUAUUCACUGCAAAGUAGACCCGUUCUCAGCGAUGCACCGGCACGGCGGUGUGAACCAGCUAGGCGGGGUGUUUGUCAACGGCAGACCCCUACCUGACGUGGUGAGGACAAGAAUCGUAGAACUCGCGCACCAAGGAGUGAGACCCUGUGACAUUUCGAGACAACUACGGGUCAGCCACGGCUGUGUCAGCAAAAUACUGGGCAGAUACUACGAGACCGGAAGUAUAAAGCCAGGAGUUAUUGGUGGGUCCAAACCGAAAGUGGCGACUCCAAAGGUGGUGGAUAAAAUAGCGGACUACAAGCGCCAGAAUCCGACCAUGUUCGCGUGGGAAAUCAGAGACAGACUGUUAGCUGAGGGCGUCUGUGACAACGACACGGUUCCAAGCGUCUCGUCCAUUAACAGGAUAAUACGAACAAAAGUCCAGCAGCCUUUCCACCCAUCUCCAGAUGGAACAUCCCUGUCUGCCCCAGGCCACACCAUGGUACCGAGCCAGGCCUCUCCACCUGUAACAAGCCCUUCCAACGACCCUGUGGGGUCCUACUCCAUCAACGGCAUCCUGGGUAUUCCCCGGUCGAAUGGUGAGAAGAGGAAACGAGAUGAAGAUGGUUCAGAUGGGUCUGGCCCAAACACUGAUUCUCAGGUUAGUGUGGACAGUUUACGGAAGCACCUGCGGGCCGAUGCUUUCACUCAGCAGCAGCUGGAAGCUUUGGACCGGGUCUUUGAGCGCCCGUCGUACCCCGACGUCUUCCCGACCUCGGAGCACAUCAAACCAGAACAGGCUAACGAGUACUCCCACUCCCACUCCCUGUCCUCCCUGAAUCCUGGUCUGGACGGCGAGGUCAAACCCAGCCUGUCCUCCAGCAGUAACCAGAACCUGGGCCCCAGUGUCUCUGUGACGCAGAGCUACUCUGUAGGUCGAGACAUGGCCAACACAACCCUACCAGGUUAUCCCCCUCACGUACCCCCCACCGGCCAAGGCAGCUACCCCACCUCAACACUGGCCGGAAUGGUUCCUGGGAGUGAGUUUACAGGAAACCCUUACAGUCAUCCACAGUACACGACCUACAACGAGGCAUGGCGGUUCAGCAACCCAGCAUUACUAAGUUCCCCUUAUUAUUAUAGUGCCACAUCCAGAGGUUCCGGACCACCUACUGCUGCCACGGCAUAUGACCGCCACUAGUUACCAUGGAAACCAAAUCAACCACCACCACCUACACCAUGACUACAACCAUGGCUUCGGCAGCGUCCAUGUUGCCCCGGUGUGAACAGAGGGCAU
Oncorhynchus keta (chum salmon) is the source of this 1903-nucleotide messenger RNA. Its product is annotated as paired box protein Pax-2a-like. The transcript is spliced from 10 exons. NCBI's taxonomy places the organism in Eukaryota, Metazoa, Chordata, Actinopteri, Salmoniformes, Salmonidae. Gene Ontology annotation, molecular function: RNA polymerase II cis-regulatory region sequence-specific DNA binding; DNA-binding transcription factor activity, RNA polymerase II-specific. Bases 623 to 1807 code for a protein of 394 amino acids. Gene Ontology annotation, biological process: regulation of transcription by RNA polymerase II; anatomical structure development. The record is from RefSeq and is a predicted model, not a curated record.